Paramacrobiotus metropolitanus is the source of this 959-nucleotide messenger RNA. RefSeq lists its product as uncharacterized. The transcript is spliced from 4 exons. The record is from RefSeq and is a predicted model, not a curated record. Bases 106 to 795 code for a protein of 229 amino acids. Gene Ontology annotation, cellular component: nucleus. Lineage: Eukaryota; Metazoa; Tardigrada; Eutardigrada; Parachela; Macrobiotidae.
GGCACCUUCAACUUACCACACGAGUGCGCAACAUCUUCUGUAAUAAAUUUAGCCAAGGCUUAUUCGUAUUUCGAAGUAGUUCAACCAACCCAGUUUUAAUUAAAAAUGGCCCACUUAACGUUGCCCUUAACACACUAUGUAGACACGUUCAUGAAACCGGCAAAAAAUAAGAACGCCCACAUUGCGCAUUACCUGAAAUUGAAAGACUGGAUUACUGCACUAACGCAACAACAACUGCCACUGGAAGACGUUAUAAGUGGGCAUCGAGCCUUGAAGGGGAAGGAAGAUUUAGAUUUAAUUAACGAGCCUCUGGAUAAGUACCGGAACUUGGCUUACCGACCCCCUAAGCCACAAUGUGUAGCAGAAAGCGCAAGCUGGAACAAAAAUAUCGAAAACCUAUACAGAUAUCGCACUGCCGGCUACUGCGAUGAAGUUUAUUACUGGAUAAUACAUAAAAGCGCAGCAAAGCAAUGGGAGCUAAAUGGGUUCAUUAAGGAACUUCCAAGUCUACAAAAAGGACGCAGGAUUCGAAUUGGUCCAUUCCGAGAAUGCACUGAUAAUAAACUCAGCCAGCUUCGCCUUAAUUAUUACGACGAACGAUACAUGCGGAAAGAUCAGAACAUUAUAGAGAUACUGCAACAAGGGCUGGCCGGAGCUCAAAAUGACCUGAUAAAAAAAUCUGCUAAUGCUGUUUCGGCAGAUCAUGACAAAUUAGCCAAGAAAAAAGACCCAAAAGUAAAGAUCAACGGCAAAAAACAGAAUGCGCCAUCCGCUGCGGACGUUGUGCCUCGGUGAACGAAAACGAAGGUGACGUAAAAGUGAGCAAAAGCUUUAAUACUCGCAUAACUUGGUUCUAAAAUAAUAUUAUCGCCAGUGUUAAUACCCAUGCGAAAAAAUUACAAAAGCUACAAGGUGCACAAACUUUCACAUGUAUGUGUAAAAAACUAGUAAAUAUGAUA